CACAUCUCGUCAUAAAAAAGUAUUUUGUAUUUACAUUCCUCUUUUCAAAUCAAAUCAAAUUUGAUCCCACUUGCCGCCAACACAGUUUGAAAGAAAACAAGUUUUCUUUUAUAUUUUAGAAGAGGUUACUGGAAUGGUUAGUGAAAUAUCCCGUGGUUUUCGGGAAGAUUGUUUCACAUUUCUAAAUGAAUUCUCCAAACAUGAGUCUAUGGAAUUCCGGUAUUUUUGCCACGAAUGGAAAAGAGUCAACUUUCAAUACGUAUUUCACGGUCGCAAUACCGACGUUGAAUUGGUCGAAUUUGUCAAUGAAGCGCUACUAAUCGUAAAGCAGAUAUUUCUUUGUUCUAAGAAACCAUUGGAGAGGAUUGGAUCGUUCUAUUUAAUGUAUGCGUUAUAUUUCAAACAACCUUCAAAUUUAUUCUGUAAGAUACGUGUCACUCCCGGAGAUUGGCGAUUUUUUAAACGGUUUGUGCAAAAUCCAUCGCAAGGAAGUGAAUCGCAGGAAAUCAAAGUAAUUUUUUGGAAAUUGUUUGUCGGUGAUGCUUUUCGGUUUGUUCAGGAUGAAAAAGAACACGGCUAUGAUCCGUUCUUUGUCAAAGGACUUCAAAGUAAUCGGUUUGAUGAUAAGGUUCGAGAAUCGUUUAAAAUUAUCAAAGAAGCGGAAAGUGAUUUUCAGGCGAUGAAAUCAAGCACUGGUCUGUUUACGGCUCUAGAUGCACUGGAGAUGGCCUACAAUGAGAUGAAGGAGUCGCUGGAUGAAACUGAAACAAACUCAAGCUCAACAGACAAAAUCCCACAAUCGAAUCUGAUGCAAAGCUUGCAUGGUGAUCUGGAUGAAAUCGUAAAAAUUCUCGGUACUGAUGAAUCCACUAUAGUCACUAGUAUGACGAUAGUCGGUCUCGAUCAUAGCGACGAGUUGUAUACUGUGCGAUCCAGCGAAAAUAUUGGAGCCAAACGGUCUUCGCUGCGUGAAAAAGCCUUUCGAAGGAAGGUUAAUAAAAGGGAUCUCCAGAUAGCGACAGCGAUAGUGUCUAAUGUAAAUAGUGAUUCGACGAUGGCAUCAUCCAGUAAAUCUUUGCGACCACGGGCUACCAAGAAACGGGAUAUGAAUACAUCGGUGUUGCUAGAUGAUUCCAUUGCGGAUAUGAUGAGCACUGACGAAGACUGAACGAUCGCGUAGGAGGUAUCUCCGACUAGCAGCUGGAUAAGUAUCUUAGAAAUGGCGCAAAGGGUCUACCAAGUGAUAUUUUUUUGUUAGUAUGUAGUAAAUAUAAAAUAUUGAA
Molecule: messenger RNA, 1283 nt
Organism: Malaya genurostris
Lineage: Eukaryota; Metazoa; Arthropoda; Insecta; Diptera; Culicidae
Gene: Pbp45
Product: snRNA-activating protein complex subunit 1
Exons: 4
Coding region: 134-1168 (344 amino acids)
Biological process (GO): snRNA transcription by RNA polymerase III; snRNA transcription by RNA polymerase II
Cellular component (GO): snRNA-activating protein complex
Molecular function (GO): sequence-specific DNA binding
Source: RefSeq, a predicted model, not a curated record